AUGCGGAGGAGAUGGAGAGAACCCCACCAGAAAACACACACACUCUUGGAUACCUGCCGGAGGUGUGUAUGGGUGUGUACGACGAGUAUUAUAACGCGUGGAAGGCUAAAAAGUCUUGAACGCCGGCCGCGGUUUUCAGUCGCGCGACUCCUUUGAAACCGAACAGGAAGGACACGCACAAAGUCCAACUUCUUUUCUGUACACGAGACACCACACUGUGAAGUGCGCUUCAAAACAUUUGGAUUUCAAAUCGCAUACAUCAGGGAGCGAAGGGCCAACAACAAACAAAAAAUGAUGUGGCUGAAAAUUGGGAUUCUGCUGUGCGUGGGAUUGUCGAACGCGGUCGAUCUGGAGAUCCUGAACGAGUGGAAUCUGUUGGACUUUAAUUUCCCAGAUUAUGAAUUCAUAAAAAAUUUCAAGCCAGAGAACACCGUAUUCACGGGACUCGAAAUCACUGAUGAUCGUCUGAUAUUGGCCAUGCCGCGACUGAGGGCGGGUAUUCCCGCCACAUUGGCUAGCAUCCCGAGGAACACGCCCAAAGGAUCCAGCCCCAAAUUGGACGCAUACCCGGAUUGGUCUUUCCACGCCGCGGGUGUCGACAACACCAGUUGCACCGGAUUGGUCUCCGUCUACAGGAUCAGACAGGAUUCGUGCAACAGGCUUUGGGUGUUGGAUUCGGGAGUGCAAACCUCCAUCGACAACUUCCAACGUGUCUGCGAUCCGAAACUGGUGAUCUUCGACCUGCGCACUGACACAGUUGUUCGGACUGUGGUGUUUCCCAAGGAAGUUCUUCGUCCCGCCUCGCUGAUGACGAAUUUGGUGAUUGACGAGAGCGUCAACGGAAAAUGCGACAGCGCCCUCGUCUACAUGUCAGACACGGCAGCACCAGGCGUCGUCGUCUACGACUCGUCCAAGGACAACAUCUGGCGUUUCAUGCAUCCAUCGAUGUUCCCCGACCCAAACUUCUCCGACUACACCAUCGACAACGAGCGAUUCACGCUUAUGGACGGCAUCGUCGGACUUGGAUUCUCCCCCAAUCGCGGCCUCCUCUACUACCAACCUCUGGCCACCGACAGAAUUUUCAGCGUUUCCACUUCCGUUCUGAGGAAGGGUCCCUUGGCUGAAGGCGUAGAUUUACCGGUAGCGCUCGUCGGAAAGAAAUCGUCGCAGGGUUUGGGUCUGGCCGUCGACUCCUUCAGCGACACCCUCUACUUCAGUCCGCUCGAGCAGACCUCCAUCGCAUCCUGGAACCCAAAAUCCAAUCAAGAGAGAUUGCUGGCGUUCGAUCCGCAGAAGCUUCAGUUCCUCGCCGAAAUCAGGUGGGCCGAGAAGGACGGCGGCAACGUGUGGGCGCUCUCCACGCGCUUCCAAAAGUUCUUCAGGAGGACCGUCAACGGCAACGAGAUCAAUUUGAGGAUAGUCAGAGUGCCGAAAGCAACCGAACCGCAAUUCCCGCUCUCCAAUAGUCUGCUCUACUUUUAAACUUUGACUGAAGAACAAAAAC
Molecule: messenger RNA, 1504 nt
Organism: Nicrophorus vespilloides
Lineage: Eukaryota; Metazoa; Arthropoda; Insecta; Coleoptera; Silphidae
Product: protein yellow-like
Exons: 7
Coding region: 292-1482 (396 amino acids)
Cellular component (GO): extracellular region
Source: RefSeq, a predicted model, not a curated record